AUUCUGGGGGAAAUCCUGGCGCCACAGCUCACGCUCCUGAGCCUCAGCCAAUCCGCGCCCGGACAGGAAGUAACGUCAUCAGGCGUCGGCGGAACGGAAGCCAGAAUCGCCUCGGGUCGGGCCGCAAAGAUGGCGUCCUCCGCCUCCGGGAAGCGAGUGGUUAAUCAGGACGAGCUGCGGCGGUUGAUGAAGGAGAAGCAGCGUCUGAGCACCAACCGUAAACGGAUAGAAUCUCCAUUCGCGAAGUACAACCGCUUGGGGCAGCUGAGUUGUGCCCUGUGUAACACCUCGGUUAAGAGCGAGCUCCUGUGGCAGACUCACGUCCUGGGAAAGCAGCACCGAGAGAAAGUGGCCGAGCUGAAAGGCGCGAAGGAAGCCGCCCAGGGGCCGUCCGCCAGCGCAGUGCCUCAGUCCGCCAGCGCAGUGCCUCAGUCCGCCAGCGCAGUGCCUCAGUCCGCCAAGAGGAAGGCGCCGGACGCAGAGAGCCAAGAUGCCAAAAGAGCGAAGGCCUCCCUGGUGUCUCAAGUACAGCCCUCCACUUCCGCUUUGCCCACCAACUUUGACAAAGCCGGAAAGGAGUCCACUAGGGCGACCCUCAGUAAGGCUUCGGGACUCGGUUUACUCCCUGAUUAUGAAGAUGAGGAAGAGGAGGAGGAGAAAGAGGAGGGAGGAGGAGGAGAAGGGAAAAGAGGGGAUGUCUGUAAGCAUCCGGCCAACGCACAGGGCAAGGAACACUCACUUUCUUCCGCGCGGGAGGCAAGCGGUAGUAGGCUGCCAAGCGAUUUCUCGGACACAAAUCCUCCCAAGGCCCCUUUAAUUCCUCAUUCAGGGUCAAUUGAGAAAGCAGAAAUACAUGAAAAAGUGGUGGAAAGGAGAGAAAACACAGCGGAAGCAUUACCGGAAGGGUUUUUUGACGACCCUGAGAUAGAUGCGAGGGUACGAAAGGUUGAUGCCCCAAAGGAUCAGAUGGACAAAGAAUGGGACGAAUUUCAAAAAGCCAUGAGACAGGUCAACACUAUUUCCGAAGCCAUAGUUGCCGAAGAGGAUGAGGAGGGACGGCUGGACCGGCAGAUUGGGGAGAUCGAUGAGCAGAUAGAGUGUUACCGUCGGGUGGAAAAGCUGCGGAAUCGCCAGGAUGAGAUAAAAAAUAAGCUUAAAGAGGUUCUGACCAUAAAAGAACUGCAGAAAAAGGAAGAGGAGAACGUUGACAGCGAUGAUGAGGUAGAACUACAGGAUUUGUUGUCUCAGGAUUGGAGGGUGAAAGGGACUUUGUUAUAGGGUUUCAAAGACCCAAGAGUUCUACAUCCUCUACCACUGUAUAAAAAGUGCCACCUCUCAAUACGAUGUCGGUUACUCCAUGCCUAGAGAUUUGGUAACUUGACUGGGUUGUCGAGAUAAAAUGAGCCUGUGAAGAUACCGAUUUGGAAAAUUGGUGUAAAAUAUUUUUGAGGUAAAGGUGUUUUUGAAGUUUUCGAAGUAUUACACUCAAAUGCCCACUUUUUCACACACUUAUAGAUCUAAAGUUUGAGUUGUAAAAGCUGUAAGCUGUAAAUAUUGUAAAUAUUAAAUAUAUAUUUACUUAAGAAUUAUGUUUUGAAAUUUAUAAGUUAAUAGAAGUCAGACCAACAGACAAGCUUUUAGAUGAAAACCAAGUGUGGCAUUUAGAAUGUAUAUGGCUUUUUCUUUUCCAACUCCCUAAAUCAAACUCAAGAGGGUUGUGGCCUGGCGGGGGGGUGUUUCGUUGUUGUUUUUAAGAACACUACUCAAACAUAUAAGUCAUUCAGGGCUAAUCAGGUCUCUGUUUCAAAACCGUGUUCCAGGAGAAUAUGGUGAAAAAUAUAUGCCAAGUAUGACCAACCUCCUUAAUCCAAAGUUUCUCUUGAUUAAACCAGUGAUUCUCGGAUGUAGGUGCACAGGAAGAUCUCAUACAAAGAUUUUUUUAAAGUGUAUGUGGAUCAUCUAGGAAGCUUUUUAAAAAAAUUCAUGUGCUCGUGCCCUACCGUUGGAGAGAUUCAGUAAAUCUGGAGUGGGGCUCAGACACCUGUAUUAGUUUUGAUGGCUUCCCAGGUUAUCCUGUGGGAAUGCCCUGGUGGUCCAGUGGUUGGGACUCCGCGCUUCCACUGCAGGUGGCGCGGUUUCUACCCCUGGUCGAACUAAGAUUUCCGCAAGCCGCGAGGCGCAGCCAAAAAAAGAAAUUUUCCCAGGUUAUUCUAGUAAGGCCAAAAUUGGAGCACCACUGCCCUAAAUCCAGAACCUAUUUAUAUUUUUCCAGGCUUUGUUUUUUCUUUAAAUGACA
This is a messenger RNA of Physeter macrocephalus (sperm whale), 2296 nucleotides long. RefSeq names its product zinc finger protein 830 (gene ZNF830). Gene Ontology annotation, cellular component: spliceosomal complex; nucleus. Lineage: Eukaryota; Metazoa; Chordata; Mammalia; Artiodactyla; Physeteridae. Gene Ontology annotation, biological process: mitotic DNA damage checkpoint signaling; mitotic DNA replication checkpoint signaling; nuclear DNA replication. The record is from RefSeq and is a predicted model, not a curated record. Bases 130 to 1278 code for a protein of 382 amino acids. The transcript has a single exon. Gene Ontology annotation, molecular function: zinc ion binding; nucleic acid binding.